UUUUUUGUUAAUAAAAAUGAAUGGUGAAAAUAAUGGAGGAGAAGGAAUGGAUGAAGACGAACACCCUUCACACCAACAACCUCAACUUUUGUUUCAAGAGGACAGCGGACACCCACAAGAACAACCCGAAGUUUUAUUUUUAGAAGAUGAAUAUGAACAAAAAUGUGAACCUGAAGGUUUGUUUUUGGAAGGAGAAGAAGAGGGGACGUCGUUAAACGAUCAAGUAUUGGAGGAAGAAAAUAAUAAGGGAGAAAAAGAGCAAUCUUUAAUUGUUGACAAUUCAAUAGAGAGGAUAGAAGCGCAUAAAAAAGAUGUUUUUUGUUUGUCUUUAUCAAAAAAUGAAAGAUGGUUAGCUAGUGGUUCUGAGGAUGAUACAGCUGCAGUUUGGGAUACAAGUCAAAAACCUCUACGUCAACAUUUACAUAUUGUUGGAAAACAUGUUGAUUCUGUCCAUUGCCUAGCUUGGAAUUGUAGUAGUGAUUUACUCGCAAGUGGAGAUAUGUCAGGAAGGAUUGUUUGCACUCUUGUGAAGGAUUCUAUUGAAAUUGAACCAUCUACUUUAAUAAUUGAAGAUUGUCAAUCAACAUCUGAACAAAAACAAAUGUAUGACAAUCAAGAAGAGGAAGAACAGGAAAAUAGUUUUGAACAUAUUAGAUGGCUUUUAUGGCAUCCUUCAGCUAAUGGAAUUCUUUUUGCUGGUUCGGGUGAUGGUUCUAUUUGGAUGUGGCUUGUAAUUUUGAAUGAGGCUAAUUGUUUAAAUGUUCAACAAUUCAAGAAUGCUGUUUGUGUAAGUGAAGUUAAUUUGCCUGGGUCUUGUACUGGUGCAAUAGAUUUACAUUUAUCUGGGAAUAUGGCAGCUUUUGGUUGUUCAAAUGGUCAAAUAGCUUUAGCUACAAUUAAUUUGAUUGAUCAAAAACUUAAAUUAAUUCAUGUAUUUACUACUUUAAAUAAAAAGGAAGGAGAAGAAAAUGAGGAGGAGGAAAACAACAAAAAUAAUUGCAGUGUUGAGUGUAUAAAAUUUUUUCCUGGAAAUUUUCCUUGGUUGGCUGGUGGUAUGGCUAAUGGAAAAUUAAUUAUUUUUAAUUGGGAACAUUUAACUGGACGUUAUGAAUUUUUUAAUGAAGGUAAGGAGAUUUUAUAUUUUUUUUUCUAUUAAAAAUGGAUGCAGGCAAGGUAUCGCGGGGUCGUUCCGAUAUGGUUCGAUGCGCCUCGAAGAGCUUAAUAGAGAACCAUACAAAAGGGUGUCCCUGAUUCGGCAAUUCUGAACGAAGUUGUAGUUUGGCUUUGCCUCAUGGUACCUCGGGGUGUACCCAAAAAUUUUCUUUAAUUUUUUUGAUGAAUAUUUGUUUGAAUUUGGAGUGGUAAAUGGUAAAAAUAAAUCCAUUAAAAAAUUAAGUCUAAAUUUUAAAAAGUAAAAGAAGGCGUCAAGAGAAUUUUCUGCGAAAGGGAUCAUAUCUGACCUGUUGAGAGCAAAAAAUAUUGUAAAGGAA
Messenger RNA from Meloidogyne enterolobii, 1490 nucleotides. Lineage: Eukaryota; Metazoa; Nematoda; Chromadorea; Rhabditida; Meloidogynidae. The record is from the annotation of a GenBank genome assembly.